Molecule: messenger RNA, 2003 nt
Organism: Cutaneotrichosporon oleaginosum
Lineage: Eukaryota; Fungi; Basidiomycota; Tremellomycetes; Trichosporonales; Trichosporonaceae
Source: RefSeq, a predicted model, not a curated record
CCUCGUAUCGUCGUGCGAGCGGCACGAGCCGUUGCCGUUUCUUCCUCUCGUCUCAUGCCUGUCCAUUCUCCAGGCCUCAACACCAUCGAGAUCUCGCCCCGCGGCAUUCGCUUGUCGGUUCUCUCGCCCAUGCGCGCAUGCCCAGGCCCCUUGUCAUGCCAGGUGCCAGGUGCCCCGUGCCCUCGCCUCGCGUGCACUGAUCGUCGCUUUCCUCUAUCUCUUUGCCUGCAGCAGCCGUCUAUUCUGGUUUGCUUCGUAUCAUGACAUUUCUCGCAUCUACUUUUACUCUUUAGUUCGUCGCACGACCUCUCACGACCGCGUUUCUUUCCGUUCACGUCCUCUACGAUCCAAGCUCGAUCGCCACAACACAGACCAGAUCUUAGCUCUCGCCUUCGACGCCCCGCUUCGCUCCGUACAGUAUUCUUCGUUGGGAUGACGGAAGCCUUCGUCCUCCCCAGUACGGGGUCCCCUCCACCCUACUCGCCCCUCCUCGCGCUCCCCGAUGCUGUGCUGGCACGCAUCGACGACUUUCUCGAGCUCCUGGAUAGCGACUCAUUGCGUUGCACCUGCACGCACAUGCAUGCGCUGCUGAGCCCACCACCGUCUCCAGCCGGGUCACCACUGUUUGAACAGCCACCGAGUUAUGAUGCGCGCGUUCGCCUUCUGUUCUGGGGCGCACGGUGGCAUGAGGGUGUGCCCGAAGUCGAAGAUGUGACCGCAAAAUUCGACCUUGCGGGCCGUUUGGAAGGCGUGGGCACGGCAGACAUUCUCGAUAUGGUGCCGUCCCCGAGCCUCGCAGGGAUGCGCUUCCGAUACAACUCAGACGGCGGAUUGGCCAGCUGGGGUGACGACCCAUAUGCUCAAAAGGCCUCACGCAAGCGUUUCAACCAGCAAAUUGCGCUUCAGCUUCCGAUUUCCCUCCAUCACCUCCCACCCCGAAUCGAGGUAGCUCGUCGCUGGCACGACAUUGCACUCGAUAAGCAAGGACGGCUGUGGGAACGUGGUCUUGCUGAGGGCGAACAAUGGGGCAUGCACACAAACCCGCUCCUCGCCAACGUCGUGCAUGUGGUCGGGGCGAAGUCACGAGCAGCAGUGACUGCGACGGGGCGGAUCGUGGCAUGGCGAAUUAACGAGGACUCUGAGCGCAUUUCUGUUCUUCCGCGCCUGCCCCAACGCAGUUUGCCACGCCCGGAGCGCACAAGCUGGAUCGAGUGGUACCCUCCGCAGGGUAAGGCAGACUCGACCGACGACCGCACGCUCAAACUCGUGUGCGGGCGCUGCUUUGUCGUGGCAAUGCGGGAUAAUGGCGAGGUGUGGCUUGCAACCCGGCAAAACCACCACGAGUGGCACUGGCACCUCGUGGCGCGCGUCUCCCACCCGACGCAGGUCGAGCUUACAGCCGCCGAUCACAGUUUUGCCAUUUACUGCACGGCGUCGGAUUCGGCGGGCGGCACGCCUACGCCAACCGCGUGGGUGGUGCUCGCAUCGCGCAGCGGCCACAGCACUGCAUGGAGUGUGUCGUCGCUCGACACGCCGCCCAUCGCCCAGCUGAGUCUGCACGAUGUGCAGGGUAUGAACCACGGCGUGGCGCGCUCCCGCUCCGAGGUCUUUACGUGGUGCACCCGGCGCGAUACGGGCCAGGUCUGUGCGCGCAGGCUUGAUCUGCCGUACAUUGGGCGCGGGCGUCGUCUGAUGCCCGUCGAGGUGUGUGCGGCCGGUUGCGUUGCGGUAGAGGUCGCCGACGAGAGCAUUGACGAGCCCGUGCUACUGGGGCUGCGCCGAUUCUUCUCGGGCGGCUCGGGCGGACGCAAGGGCAAGGGGCGUGUUUGGUAGGCGGCGUAAGCCAGGCCUUGGGAGGCGGAGCUACGGAGCUGGAGCGAUGGACACUGCAGUAGAUUCUGAACCCACAUACCGUCCGGAACGAUACGGGAUACCAUGGGUAGCAUAGACGAUGCGGCAGCCAACGGAAUGUUGUAUGAGCAUGCAGCAGAUUGACAGUGUGG